AUGUGCUUUAAACUAUUGGCAUAUAUUUGGACUGGUUCAGCUUCAAUGCUAUCAGAGGGAAUACAUUCUCUAGCUGAUGUAGCCAAUCAGUGUCUAUUAUUAUAUGGAAUAUUUUACUCCCUUAGGCAGCCUUCGCCUGAUCAUCCCUAUGGAUUUUCUCGUGCACGCUACGUUUAUGCUCUCAUAAGUGGAGUGGGUAUCUUUUGUGUGGGCGCCGGCGUUAAUAUAUAUCAUGGAAUCUCGUUACUUAUGAAUCCUCAUCAGCUUGAGUCAUUGCUUGUGGCAUAUUCUAUACUCGCCGGCUCAUUCGUAGUAGAAGGAGCCACACUUAUGGCUGCCAUCACUCAAGUUAGGAAAAAUGCAACUGAGACUGGUUUAACCUUCAAGGAAUAUGUUUUAAAAGGACGCGAUCCAAAUGUGGUAGCAGUAUUAUUAGAAGAUGGUAUAGCAGUGGCUGGUGUUUCGUUAGCAGGAAUUUGUCUUGCCCUGGCAUCGUUAACCGGAAAUCCAUUAUACGAUGCAGCAGGAUCUAUCGCUGUUGGAGGUAUGCUAGGCGUGAUGGCUCUAUUCCUUAUACAACGUAAUGGUGAUGCUUUGGUAGGCAGAUCUAUCCCGUAUAAUCGCCUUCGACAAAUAGUGGAGCUAAUAGAAAAUGACGUUAUGAUAAGAUCGAUUCAUGAUGUUAAAGCAACGGAAUUGGGUGCGGAUACCGUUAGAUUUAAAGCGGAAAUCAAUUUCGAUGGUCGUGAAGUUACAAGGUCCUACGCUAAUAAUAUAGACUUGGAGGAGCUACUUGUUCGCGUAAAGGAAAUAAAAACUGUUGAAGAAUUAAAUGAGUUUAUAUUGCAUCACGGUGAACGUAUCAUUGAUGUAUUGGGUGUUGAAGUUGAUCGAAUUGAGAAAAACAUUAAGAAAGCAUCUCCUGAAGUCCGACAUGUGGAUUUAGAAAUUCUAUAA
Messenger RNA from Trichoplax adhaerens, 957 nucleotides. RefSeq lists its product as uncharacterized. The transcript is spliced from 12 exons. Gene Ontology annotation, biological process: transmembrane transport; zinc ion transport. The coding region runs from base 1 to 957 and encodes 318 amino acids. Gene Ontology annotation, molecular function: monoatomic cation transmembrane transporter activity. The record is from RefSeq and is a predicted model, not a curated record. Lineage: Eukaryota; Metazoa; Placozoa; Uniplacotomia; Trichoplacea; Trichoplacidae. Gene Ontology annotation, cellular component: membrane.